CAGCCCCAGUUCAGUGCACGGUGGCAGCGGGGGUGGCGGGAGCAGCUGGCGCCGUGCGGUCCGCUCUGGCGCAGGGACUCACCGGUGGGCGGGCGGCCCCUGGGACAGAGCUGUCCCUGGGAGAGCGGGCUGAGUUCCGAAGUCGGAGCUGCUCGUGGUGAGCUGGGCUCUAGCGGCCACCAGACUCCGGAGCGGCGCCCUCCCACCGGCGCCGGAGCCGGGCGUGGGGGGUGCAGCAUGCCCGCGUCCGGCGCUUGAGGACGCCGCUGCCUUUGCUCUGGAGCCAUGGUAGUCCCAGCCUGCGUGUUAGCGUUCUGCGUGGCGGUAGUGGCCGGAGCUACCUCCGAGCCUCCUGGGCCAGAGCAGCGAGUUGUGCGGAGAGCAGCAGAGGUUCCAGGGCCUGAACCUAGCCAGCAGGAGCGGGUGGCCUUUGGCAGUGGGGACACUGUGGAGCUGAGCUGCUAUCCACCCGGAGGUGUCCCCAUAGGCCCCACUGUCUGGGCUAAAGAUGGGGCAGUGCUGGUGGCCUCCCACCGCAUCCUGGUGGGGCCACAGAGGCUCCAAGUGCUGAACGCCUCCCAGGAGGAUGCAGGGGUCUAUAGCUACCAGCAGCGGCCCACUCAGCGUGUGCUGUGCCACUUCAGUGUGCGUGUGAUAGAUGCUCCGUCCUCAGGAGAUGAUGAAGAUGGGGAGGAUGUGGCUGAAGACACAGGGGCUCCUUACUGGACCCGACCUGAGCGUAUGGAUAAGAAACUGCUAGCUGUGCCAGCUGCCAACACCGUACGCUUCCGCUGCCCAGCUGCCGGCAACCCUACCCCCUCCAUCUCCUGGCUGAAGAAUGGCAAAGAAUUCCGAGGGGAGCACCGUAUAGGGGGCAUCAAGCUUCGGCACCAGCAGUGGAGCUUGGUCAUGGAGAGCGUGGUGCCCUCUGAUCGUGGCAACUAUACCUGCGUGGUAGAGAACAAGUUUGGCAGCAUCCGGCAGACGUACACCCUGGAUGUGCUGGAGCGCUCCCCACACCGCCCCAUCCUCCAGGCUGGGCUGCCGGCCAACCAGACGGCCGUCCUGGGCAGCGACGUGGAGUUCCACUGCAAGGUGUACAGUGACGCACAGCCACACAUCCAGUGGCUGAAGCACGUGGAAGUGAAUGGCAGCAAGGUGGGCCCUGAUGGCACGCCCUACGUCACUGUACUCAAGUCCUGGAUCAGUGAGAAUGUGGAGGCAGACGCACGCCUCCGCCUGGCCAAUGUGUCGGAGCGGGACGGGGGCGAGUACCUCUGUCGAGCCACCAAUUUCAUAGGCGUGGCUGAGAAGGCCUUUUGGCUGCGUGUUCACGGGCCGCAAGCAGCUGAGGAGGAGCUGAUGGAGGCUGGCGAGGCUGGCAGCAUGUACACAGGCAUCCUCAGCUUGGGGAUGGUCUUCUUGCUCUUCAUCCCAAUGGUGGUAGCAGUGACUUCCUGUUGCCUGUGCAGUCCUCCAAAGAAGGGCCUGGGCUCGCCCACCGUGCACAAGGUCUCCCGCUUCCCGCUUAAGCGACAGCAGGUGUCCUUGGAGUCCAACUCCUCUAUGAACUCCAACACACCCCUCGUCCGGAUCGCCCGGCUGUCUUCAGGAGAAGGUCCUGUGCUGGCCAAUGUUUCUGAACUUGAGCUGCCUGCAGACCCCAAGUGGGAGCUCUCCAGGACCCGGCUGACUCUCGGUAAGCCUCUUGGAGAAGGCUGCUUUGGCCAGGUUGUCAUGGCAGAAGCUAUCGGCAUUGACAAAGAGCGCACUGCCAAGCCGGUCACCGUGGCUGUGAAGAUGCUGAAAGAUGAUGCCACUGACAAGGAUCUGUCGGACCUGGUGUCCGAGAUGGAGAUGAUGAAAAUGAUCGGCAAGCACAAGAACAUCAUCAACCUGCUGGGGGCCUGCACACAGGGCGGGCCCUUGUAUGUCCUGGUGGAGUAUGCAGCCAAGGGCAACCUACGAGAGUUCCUGCGGGCACGGCGGCCUCCGGGCAUGGACUACUCCUUUGACACCUGCAGGCUGCCGGAAGAGCAGCUUACCUGCAAGGAUCUCGUGUCCUGUGCCUACCAGGUGGCACGGGGCAUGGAAUACCUGGCUUCCCAGAAGUGCAUACACAGAGAUUUGGCUGCCCGAAAUGUGCUGGUGACCGAGGACAAUGUGAUGAAGAUUGCAGACUUUGGCCUGGCCCGUGACGUGCACAACCUGGACUACUACAAGAAGACCACAAAUGGCCGGCUACCUGUGAAGUGGAUGGCACCAGAAGCCCUAUUUGACCGAGUCUACACCCACCAGAGUGAUGUCUGGUCCUUUGGGGUCCUCCUCUGGGAGAUCUUUACGCUGGGGGGCUCACCGUAUCCUGGCAUCCCAGUGGAAGAGCUUUUCAAGUUACUGAAAGAGGGCCAUCGCAUGGACAAGCCAGCCAACUGCACACAUGACCUGUACAUGAUCAUGCGGGAAUGUUGGCAUGCGGUGCCGUCCCAGAGGCCCACUUUCAAGCAGUUGGUAGAGGAUUUAGAUCGCAUACUCACUGUGACAUCAACUGAUGAGUACCUGGACCUAUCAGUGCCUUUUGAGCAGUACUCUCCAGGUGGCCAAGAUACUCCUAGCUCCAGCUCCUCCGGGGAUGACUCUGUGUUCACUCAUGACCUGCUACCCCCAGGCCCACCCAGUAAUGGGGGACCUCGGACGUGAGAGACCCAACGGACCCACAGACCAAGUCCCAGGCAAUGUUUACGCGGACCCUGGCCCGCCCUGCUACUGCCGGUGCGCAGUGGACCCCAACCAGCCCAGUGCAAUGGGCCAGCAACAGAUAGGAGUUUCCUGCGUGUGCAUCCUUGACUCCUGGGUGCAGAGGCCCCUUGGGAACACGCACUGCUGAAUCGUGAUCUCCUGACUGGUCAGGGCCAGGAGCACCAAAUGUAGAAUGUAAGAGGGCCCAGCCUGUGCAGCCUUGGGGGUCUGGCUCCCUCGCUCCCCACUGCCACCUUGCAGGAACCAUUGCAGAGGGCUAGACUCUAUGUCCAGGGAUGGCCUUGGCUUUUUUGGUGCCCAAAGCUGAGCCUGCAGGGAAGCUCUGCCCUAUGUGGCGACCCUCUCUCCUACAUGGCACCUGGUGCCUUGGGGGGGGGGGCGGUGAGUCACAGCUCUCCACCUCCAGGCCGUCUACUUCCCACCCUGCCCCUCAGAGACUGAAAUUACGGGUACCUGAAGUUGGGAGCCAUAACUUCUAUCAGAAAGGUUUAUUCCAGAGGCAAAUGUACAUUGAUAUAAAUAGAUGUAUGAUAUAUUUACAUAUAUAUAAGAAUAUCUAUAUGGAGGAAGGUAAAGCUGAGGUCCAGGGGGGCAAAGCGUACCCCAUGGGGCUCAGUCGUUAAAUGGCAAGAACAAGCCGAGAAGCAAGGGGCUUUUCAGGCACAGCAAUUUCGUUUGUACCUGGACCCUGUAUAUUUGUAAAGCUAUUUAUCAGCCCUCAGAGCUCCAGUCCCCCACCCCAGGCUCAUAGCCUUUAGCCCCAGGAUAUUGCAGAGAUUUAAGUGGUAACUUAUUAACAGCUGAAGAGGUUUAUGCUGAAUGUAGGGGCUGCUGAGACUGUGAAGGCGGCCCUUGGAAGCUUGGGUGGCCCUCAUAGUUGGAGGUGGCUCCAGCAAACAGUUUCUAUUGCCUUUGGCCCUCUUUUGUGGGGGGAUUAGAUUUACAUAGGAACUUUCUUUAGGAGAUGUUUUAAAAUUUCAAGGUGAACUGAUAUUUUUCAUACAGAUUCUUCUAAUUGCUAUGUAUUCCAGGCAGGAGCCUGUAGCCAGGGAGGGGCCGGCCCUGUGUGAAGGUUCAGAUGUUAAUAGAUACGAUACAAGUUUAUCUAGCUAUAAUUUAUUGAGUCUUUACAAGUUGUUUUGCUGUAGGCUUAACACUUCCUAUGCAGUUCUUCUAGACUUGUAGAGCCCAGACUGCUACCUUUCAAGGCCUGGGAGAGAGUGGUGAAUGCAAUUUUGUUACUUUGUACUGUUACUAGGCCCUAGGCUUUGAUGGCUGUCCCUUGCCUAUCCAUCAUCAGGGCCAGGACAGUGGCUCAGGGUGACUCUUGGGGCCCAGCACAAGGUUGUCAGCCCACACUGGCAGAUGUGGUUUUGUUAAUGCUGCCGACUUAACUUUCCAAAAAAAUAAAAUAAAUAAAUAAAA
Molecule: messenger RNA, 4182 nt
Organism: Acomys russatus (golden spiny mouse)
Lineage: Eukaryota; Metazoa; Chordata; Mammalia; Rodentia; Muridae
Gene: Fgfr3
Product: fibroblast growth factor receptor 3
Exons: 18
Coding region: 286-2697 (803 amino acids)
Biological process (GO): protein phosphorylation; fibroblast growth factor receptor signaling pathway; multicellular organism development
Cellular component (GO): signaling receptor complex; membrane
Molecular function (GO): ATP binding; fibroblast growth factor receptor activity; fibroblast growth factor binding
Source: RefSeq, a predicted model, not a curated record